Messenger RNA from Haemonchus placei, 486 nucleotides. The record is from the annotation of a GenBank genome assembly. Lineage: Eukaryota; Metazoa; Nematoda; Chromadorea; Rhabditida; Trichostrongylidae.
AUGUAUUUGACAAGUGUGUUUACAAGAGCUUAUGUUGGAAAAAAUGAUAAAAACAUUUGACAAAUUAGAAAUCUCACUUAAGAAGCAAAGAACUACGUCGUGAAGUUGCCAGGACAGAUUUUGACAUCUGUUCGAUACCGAUGUAUAGGAUUUGAUUCUAUGUGAUAUGACGGAGUACGCCAUGACUAGAGACCAGUUCAACUAGUAAAUAAGCCUGUACUGUUCGGUCCUAUUUUUUUCCCAUGGUAUGGCUCGAUUCUCAAUGAAAUGAUUGCCGAGAUUCUCAUGUAGGGCGAAUCCAUGGCUCCUUGGAAUGCCAUGAAAGGUGUUGUAGGGUCAAACAACGGUCCGCAUAGGGCGCAACAAGGGCUUGAAGAAGUGCUUCGUCGACAUUUCUACCCAGGAGCGGACGAGUUUUCAGGCUGCCGUUCAGAAACUAGCCCUCGCUGAAAAUUCAAACAAUACACGCGGAAAAGCUCCAAAUAA